GAAUGGCGACGCAAACAAAAGACGACUUCCACUUGGGAAGGAACCUACUUGUCACAUUUUCAUCUGCCCUCACAUUGCAACAUUCAAUUCGUCCCGUAGAUCUGCUAUUCGGAUAUAUUUAACCUCUCCCUAUUAAAACAGACUUCUUUUAAUCAGGAUGACGGAAGUGAUUGGUCUGACACCUCUUCCAGGGGUGGAGUAUCCAUUAACUGUUACAUACUGUGGUAAUUGCACUAUGCCAGUUGAGUACUGUGAAUAUUACCCAGCAUAUGACAAGUGCAAACAAUGGUUAGAGAAGAAUCUUCCUGAUAUGUUUGAAGAAAUGAUGGCCGGUGGUAAAUCCAGUGCUGGAACUGAUGAUGCUGCUGAUGAAGAGAAGAAACGUCAAAAACGAGGAGGCAAAGGCAUGGUCAAAGCAAAGAAGAAGGCUGAUGAUGGACCACGUAAAGUAGUUGUGUUUGUAGCACCUCGUGGAAAGAAGCGUAACACUGUCAUAACGGGACUUAAAACCUUCAAUAUUGACUUAAAAGUAGCGGCAAAAUUUUUUGGAACAAAGUUUGCCUGUGGCUCAUCUGUAACUGGUGAUGAUGAGAUUGUUGUUCAAGGUGAUAUUAAAGAUGACCUUUUGGAUCUUAUUCCUGAGAAAUGGCCUGAGAUUGAUGAAGAUAGUGUCGAAGAUGGUGGUGAACAUAAGCGUUAGGGGAAUGUCAUGAGUAUCCACUAAGAAAUUGGUAUGUAAUAUUGGUUAAUUAAAUAAAAUUAAAUUUUC
Molecule: messenger RNA, 769 nt
Organism: Macrobrachium nipponense
Lineage: Eukaryota; Metazoa; Arthropoda; Malacostraca; Decapoda; Palaemonidae
Gene: DENR
Product: density-regulated protein homolog
Exons: 6
Coding region: 158-700 (180 amino acids)
Biological process (GO): translation reinitiation; formation of translation preinitiation complex
Molecular function (GO): translation initiation factor activity; mRNA binding
Source: RefSeq, a predicted model, not a curated record